Apis cerana (Asiatic honeybee) is the source of this 8380-nucleotide messenger RNA. RefSeq names its product ras-responsive element-binding protein 1. NCBI's taxonomy places the organism in Eukaryota, Metazoa, Arthropoda, Insecta, Hymenoptera, Apidae. Gene Ontology annotation, biological process: regulation of transcription by RNA polymerase II. The record is from RefSeq and is a predicted model, not a curated record. Gene Ontology annotation, molecular function: DNA-binding transcription activator activity, RNA polymerase II-specific; RNA polymerase II cis-regulatory region sequence-specific DNA binding. Gene Ontology annotation, cellular component: nucleus.
GGAUGUGAUGUUCUUGCGCGCAGGCUGAGAGAAAUUGUCAGUCACAAGUUCAGAAGCGGUGUCAUUUCGUCGCUGUACGCCGAUCAGAUACGACGUGUUCUCGUGCGAGCCUUGUGUUCAUAUAUCCCACUCUUGUAUACGUCAGACUUUAUUCCGGAAUUUAGAGAGUUUAAGGAGUCUGUGAAUACGCCUGAUCGUGAUCAAUUUGUCCGUGUGCGACCACUGUACGUGUUGAACGGCCUGAAUUCCCGAAUUCAGAAUUCCUUAUUCGUUCGCGAUCCUCGGUGGCGCGUGGAUGUGCAAGUCUCUCUCCAGGGUACAAGUCAAUGUAUCCGAACGGAUUAAAGGAUUCGAUCGAAAUAAAAGUGCCUGAUGUUACUGUCAAGUUAUGGUGCCGGAUGAAAAAACUAUAGAUCAAGUGUUGUGAUCGAUGUAAAUUAAUUACAGAGGUUGAUAAGACGUUCGAAACGCCAAUAAGAACACUCGCAUAUUUAUCUGUGUUUUUUUUUUGGUUUAAGUUAAUUCGCGUUAAGGGACCAUUCGAAUUUUUUCUAGUAUAGUGUUAAUAUUAUUUUAAAUAUUAAAAUAUAGUUAUAUUUAGUUCUAUAAUUUAGUUCUUAAAUUUACUUAUAUAUUAAUUACGUAAAUUAUUAAAUUAAUUAUCAUUAAAUUAAUAUUAAGUUAAAAAGUUGACGCGCAAGUUUCAUAUUCCAAAAAUACAGAAGAAAUUGUGAAAAAUACAGAUUUUUUUUGAUUCGAGUGUGGCUCUAUAUGGCAGAGCAAUCUCGUGUGCUUAAGUGCAACCCACACCAUUUUAAUUGGAUUUUAAGUAUCGAGACCAGCCUUGCAACUCCAUGAAUCGGCCACGACGUUAAGUGGAAAACAUGGAUUUCUCUACGUCUAAAGUGACCGUUAAGAGUGGCUCAGAUCAGGGACAGGAAAACGAAGCACAAGCUGAUGCUGCAUCCUCACCAUCGAGUAUUGAUUUGCCGGAAAGCGCGCAUCCCUGCCCUGCCUGUCCCACGGUGUUGUCCACCUCCAGGGAAUUAACGAAUCAUUUACGUGGUCACAGUUCACCCCGCAGCACAGACUGCAGCGGCGAAGAUGAAUACUGUUGCGGCAUUUGCAACAAAGUCCUCAGCUCUGCGAGUUCUCUAGACAGGCACAUAAGAACGGCGCACAGGACUGCAUCGCCGCACAGUUGCACGGACUCGGAAGGCAGCAGCGAUUCUGACAAGUCGUCCAAGAGGCGCCAUCUCGAGGAAUAUAAUAACAAUGAAAUUACGAAAAGAAAUUCACCAGAUUUUAUCGAAGGAGGCCAGGAGGAAAGGAGUGCGACGUUACCUGGGAAGAGAAAAUGUUCGGAUUAUUUGAGCGACAACGAGGGGCAGAAGAGGCAUAAGAUCCUCUUAAACAAUUCGAGGACCGAGAUAAAAUCGAUACCGGAUGAUAACCAGAACGCGUACAAUUGUCCAGUGUGCGGGAGGCAAGAUUUCGCCACUAGUGCCCUCUUAGAGGCGCAUCUGGAAAGAUGUCAUCCCGAGUUCCCCGCUAAAUGCGACACCUGCAAUUUAUCGUUCAAGAAUCACCGUGUUUUGAACCUGCACCGUUUCAUGAUCCAUUUUGCGGAACAUUCGAUAGGGAACACCGCGAGAAAUCUGAGAAACUCGGUGGUUGGCUUCAACGAUUUGACGUUCGUUGAUUUCUCAUCGGAUAAAUUCCCAGCUAUAGCCAGAGCCGUGUGCGAACAGUCGUUGCAUCGGCCGGCAUCCGGAGAAGCGACCAAGUUCCAAUGCUCCAAAUGUUUGCGAGCAUUUCCUUGCAGAUCGGCACUGGACGCUCACGAAACUGAUUGUGGGACGACGAAUUCCCAAAUAAGAACGAGCGACGAUAGUCAGUCGAGGAGGGACGAUUUCUUCGCGGGUUUGGAUCUUCAAAAUAAAGCUGCUUUAACCGAGGCUAAGGAGGGGAAGGAUUUAGCAGACAUCCAGAGUAUCAUAUCCGUUACUUCUGGGCCGAUACUGCAAAAUUUCCCUAGAUCAGACGCUAGCACGCCAGAAAGUAAUAUCAAAUUCAAUCCUAGCGUGGGCUCCUCCGGCUCCUCGGGCACUUAUUCCUCGGAAUAUCACGAGGAUGAAACUCAAGAUGCGUUUGCCGCGGAGUUUAGGAAAAUGAAGUUGAAGGGAGAAUUUCCUUGCAGACUUUGUUCCGCGAUAUUUCCCAAUUUGAGAGCUUUGAAGGGUCACAAUAGGGCGCACAUGGGGGUGGGACCUGGCAUGCCUUAUCCCUGCAACAUGUGCCCCUACACCAGUACCGAUAAAGCGACUUUGAUACGACAUCUGAGGUCUCACAACGGCGAUAGACCGUACGAAUGCUCGUUAUGCAAUUAUGCUUUCACCACGAAAGCGAAUUGUGAACGUCAUGUGCGAAAUCGGCAUGGAAAAUUGACCAGGGAGGAUAUUAAGAGCGUUCUAAUUUAUCAUCCUAAUGAGGAUUCUACUAAUGAAAAUGUGGAAAGAAGUUCACCAAGGGUUUUAAAAGAGGAGGUAAGAAAAAACUUAAUAUAUUCUACAGAACGUGAGGAAUUUCAUCAUCAGGCACAAAUACAUUAUCCUCCAGUACCAUUAGAUGUUCGAGCAGAAAUUAGAAUUAUAGAGGAAGCGAAGCUGCACAAUUCGACAAUGUCUGUACACAAUACGAAUCAUUUCGAAAAGAGUGAAAUGUUCUCCAGGCCUAAUCAAGCUAUGGAGUUAACUCAGCGUAAUACUGACGAAGGAAAAUCUAGCCAGGAUAUUAAACAGGAUUAUUCGAAGCUGGACGAUGAAUUGGACUCGAGGUCGUCGGAUGAUCUCGCGUCUGUAGUUAAUGAUGUCAAAUCUGACUCACAGCAAAGAAUACAAGCUAGUCCAAUAAACUUGAAAAAGGGUUUAAACAUGCCUGAGAAUUCUGGCGAGGAUGGGCCAUUGGAUCUCUCAAUGGAUGUGCUAGAUCUUAGCAAAAAAUCAAAGGAGAAAGAGAAUAACGAUUUUAUAUCACGUGACAAAUUUAACAAAACCGAGAAAGACUUAUACGCCACCAGUCAGUUACUAUUGACUGAGGCGUUGCUAAAAGCCGGUCAAAGUAGUUCGCAAUCCGCCUCUCUAGAAGCUUUAUACGCCAACGCCAUUUAUAGAAAUUUUAGUACGUUUCCAACAGGUACAGGAAUUUUGCCACCUUAUAUGUUUAAUCCUCAUGUUUUUAAUCAAGAUUAUUGCAUGAAGGAGAGAUUGCAAAAAGAACUGGUAAGGGGGCUUCAAUUAACCAGUGGAGGCAGUUUAGUAGAACCAUCUAUGCCUAGUGGCACUGGAUUCAAUAACUUUUCCCAAAACAGAGAUAUGAAUUCUCAAUCGAUAACAGAACAAAGCGAAUACGCCAAAUUAAUAUCUUCUAAGAUGGUUAAUAAAAGUUUGACGCAUCGCGACAAACAGGAUAAUUUAGCUUCUUCAAAUUCUGUAAAAAUGGUAAUUAAAAACGGAGUGUUAAUGCCUAAACAGAAGCAAAGACGAUAUAGAACUGAAAGACCAUUUACCUGUGAGCAUUGCUCAGCGAGAUUUACUUUAAGAAGUAACAUGGAAAGACAUAUUAAGCAACAACAUCCUCAACAUUGGAGUCAGAGACCUAGAGGAGGGCACUCGACCAGAGGAAGGCCUCCUAGCCAUCCUACUUUGUUGCAAAAUCUUGGACAAACUUCUCAGGUUACCCAAUCGUUUAAUAUUUUGCCAAAAAUCAAUGAACAAUCAAUGAGUUCAGAAUUCGCAAAGCAUUCUAUCUCAGAUCAAGUAAAAUAUGCAAUUUUGGCACAGCAAUUAAAAACGAACAAAGUAGAAGAAAAUGAUUCUGAGGAAGAACUAAUUAUAGAUGAAGAUCCUCAAGAGAAAGAGGAUGAUAAAUCUCAAGAUCAAAAGGAAAAAAGUUUAUUAAGAGAUCAAUUAGAAAUUACAGAUUCUAUCUCGAUGAAAGAGGAAGAUAAAAAAUCUAUGGAGGAUUCGAAGGAAACAAAUGAGAUUGAAAAAAACGAAAAGAUCACUAAUGAAAAAAAAAAAGAAUCAAAGAUGGAGAAAUCUGAGACAAAAAAAUCAAUAGAUAAAGGCCUUAAUACAGUAUUAAAAGUUGAAAUAAAAAGUGAAAAAAUAGAAGAUGGAGUAACUGAUUUGGCUAGCGUAUCAGAAUUAUUGGACAACGCUUCUCAACAAUAUCAGCAAUUUCAGCCGCAAUAUUUAAGCGAUGAGGAAGGUUUAGCAGCGUCUAAUAGCGAUUGCAAUAAUUCCGGUAGCGAUGAAAAAUCUGAUUCGAUAAAUUCUUCAAACUCGAUAAAUAAUCUAUCAAAGAAAAAAAAGAAGAAGAAGAAGAAGAAGAAGAAAAAAUCCGCGUAUUCUAUGGCCCCCAAUCGAGUAAUUUGUCCAUAUUGUGAAAGACCAUUUCCUUGGACUUCUUCUCUCAGAAGGCAUAUAUUAACCCAUACGGGUCAAAAACCAUACCAAUGUGUUCACUGUUCCUUGCUUUUCACUACUAAAUCAAAUUGUGAUCGCCAUCUAUUAAGGAAGCAUAAAGCUAAUCCCAAUAAAAUACGUCGAAUCAGAAAUUCUUCUUCUCCCGAUUCCCAAACAAUGAUUAACAAUAAUAAUUCAUUCUCAAUGAGAAAUGUUCCAGAAAGACCAUAUAAGUGCAAUCAAUGCCCCAGUUCAACUUUUUCUACUCUAGGAAAUUUAAAGAAGCAUCGUUCCACUAAACAUGCACGAAAGAUAAAACCGAGAUCAGAUACUCCAUCCAGUGAACCUCAAAAUAGUCCUCAGGAGUGUCGAAAACAAAAUAACGAACAAACUGAUUAUGAUAGUCAAUCUUCGAGUAUAUCUGAAGGCACAGAGACUUCAUCAAUACCGAGAAUUCCUAAAUCCACAUCGAAUAUUUCACCAUCGGCUAAUGAUAUUCCCAGAUCGAGAAAAGCAUCUCCAAGAUCAUCACCGGGACCGGGUGAUGUACCGUUUAAAUGUCAUUUAUGUGAUUGCGGUUUUGCGGAACGACAGGAUUGCUUAGAACACAUUAAAAUAAAUCACAAGCGAUCCUAUGAAAUGUUAAUGGCCAAAGGAGCAUUAGAUAUGGAAAUAGGCGAUACAAUGGAAGAUCACCAACAAUUACCAUUACAUCAAACUAGUGAUGGUGAAGAGAAAAAAGGACGUUUUCCAGAUUAUAGUAAUAGGAAGGUAGUUUGUGCCUUUUGCAUAAGACGAUUCUGGUCCGCAGAAGAUCUUCGUCGUCAUAUGAGAACUCAUACUGGAGAACGGCCUUUUUCUUGCGAUAUUUGUUGUAGAAGAUUUACUUUGAAACAUAGUAUGCUGCGACAUAGGAAGAAACAUGAAUCUAUCGAUUCGACAAUGUAUAUUGGAACCAGUGGCGAUGAAGAGAAUUCUCCAACACAACCACCAACAAUCACACCUCGAAGUCAGCAACAACAGCCAAUUCUACUGGCAACCAAUAACGGAAAUUCCCUAAUUCAAGAUAGAAUCUCUUUACCUACUGUCGCUUCAGUCGCUACUGGUGAUGCUGCACCAAGUGGACUGAUGAGAUUUAAUCCCUACGAGAAAUUAACUACUCUCACGGGAAAGUUGGAAUAAGAGAUAAAAAUUUCAUGGACCGAGUACUGCAAGGAACUGCUGAUGAUGCCGCUAAAUUAUUAGGAGUGAGCCAACGUGGUUAAAUUUUACUUUGGGACAUCAAGAAUUUUUUUUAUUUUUUUAUUAUUAUUAUUUUUUUUUAAAUAUCUUUUCAUAAUAAUGGCAAUACAAAAAUACAAGUUUUAAUUUUAGGGAUUCAUUGGUUCGAAAUAUAUAAAACUAAUCUGUAAUUUACAGAUUAGAUUACGUACAUAACCUAUGAUUCACAGAUUAGUUUUAUAUUAUAUUGAUUUUAGAAUCUAAAACAAUUAACGUUAUACGUAUAUAACUUUCGAAACAAUAGACUCCUUCAAAAUUUAUAUUUUUGUGUUUUAUUCGCCGAAUAUCAUUAAUAUUAUAAAUAAAAAAAAAAUUAAAAAUUUUUGGUGCCCCAUAUUUACUUUUACAUAAUGCUAGCUAUCAUAGAAUUGUUAUAUUUCUUUUUUUUCCAUUGGUUAAGUGCCUUUUUUUUCUUAUAUUUCUACGAAACACAGAUAUUUAUGUAUCUCUUUAUAUUAACGUAUGUACAUAUAUGACACGUGUGAAUCACACGUUUCUAGUAAGUCUUAAAAGCCAGCGUUAUACGCUUCAAAAACAUAAAACUUUGAUAUAUAUAUAAGGACGAAAAUUAACAAUACGUCCAUCAUAAAAUAUAAAAUAGUCGUUUGAAUAAUAAUUUUUUUUUUUAAUUGAUCAAGUCGUAAAAACCCAAAGAUAUAUUUAACACAAUGAAUUAAAUUAGUUAUAUGAUACGUGUAUUUAUUGUCACGUAAAUACUUAGAAGUACUGAGAUUUAUCACAUUGUAACGAGGAAAAUUUUUUUGCCAAUGUAAUUUCUGAAAAAGAAAUAUUUCGAAACAUAAAUCGAAGCAAUUGAAAAAAUUGAUAAAGAAUGUUCGAUUUAUUUCGAUUUCCUUGUAUCGAUUUAUCAUUCACCCGAAGAUGAUGAGAGUCGAUCGAUAAAAUCCUAAAUACAUUUCUGUUAAAUGUCAUGCAAAUCGAAACACAUGAUCGAUAAUAAAAUAAUAUAGGAAAAAAAUUGAUUAUUAUUAUAUAAAUAUAUAUGAUAAUCGAUUUCUAUUUCUUCGGGCAAAAGAUUACUGUAUAUAGAUAGCUUAAUUAAAGUUUUUAGCAGGUUUAUGUUUCGCGUAUAUACAUAACCUACGUUAAACUCUUUAAAAAUGAUAUCUAAUAAAAAAAUUGCAACUAUACCAAAUAGUCGGUUUCGAUUCAAUUUACCAUAACGCGGCAAUCGGAUCCUUGGAUGGAUGCCAAAAAUGCGAGUCGAACCAAUCGAUAAAAUGCAAUAAUCGCCACACUUUUAUCCCUUUCUUUUCUACAUUCUUUCCACAUUCUUUCCUACAGUUUCCUACAGUUUUUUGUUCUCACAUUUGGUCGUUCACCAUAUAAUCCUCUUUUACAUCACAAAUACACAAUUCAUGUAUAUACACAGGUAUAUACUUUCUUCUCUAACCUUCUUUCUUCCUUUUUUCUUUCUAUUUCUAAAUCUUUCUGAGUCUCUCUUUUUAAAACUCAUUAUAUUUAUUUUUUUUUUAGCAAAAACGGCUGCGUACAAAUCGACGUGUGCUCGCCAAAAGAAGAGUUUAAAAAAUUUGGGGUGUUUUCCGUUUUGUUUUAAGUUCCUUCAAUAAUAUCUAGAUUCUUUUUUGAUUAUAAGUUAUAUAAGUAUUGUGCAAGUUAGUUCAAAUAAAUUAUAUGCGUAUACAAAGAACUUUUAACUAUUGAUAUAUAAGAAUUUGUGAUGUAUCGAACUCCGACAAUGAACCCAUUUUUCACCUAAAGCGGCGUAAUUUCCUUAUGUAAUUUUAAGGUUAAGAAUUAAUUUUCUUAUUAAAAUGUAAACUUUUAUCAGAAAUUAGUCAAAAAAAAAAUAUUAUAUUAAAAACCAUAUGUGUGUAAAUACAGUAUGUAACUUAAUAACUGUACUGGAAACUUAAGUUAUUGAUAAAAAUAUGUGAAAAUUUGUAUAUUUUUCUUGUUCAAUUUCAAUGACGACGAUAUAUUUAUCAGAGUAAAGUAAAAAAUGUUUUUUUUUAUUAAGAUAAUAUUAGAUUAAUGGAAGACACCCUAAUAAUUUCGUUCUGAAUUGGCGUUUCCAUAAAAAAAUAGAUUUAAAAAAAUUAUAUAGAUAUUUAAAAAUCCAAAAAGAAUUAUUUUUUAAAUAAUAAAUUUUAUUUCAUAAAAUUGCUGAUGGAAAGUCGUCAACUUUAUAAAAAAAGAUUUUUUGUUUUUUUAAUAUUGUAUUUUGAAUAUUGAGUAUUCAGUUUCAAAUGAUUCAAUGUAAAAUUUAAUUUCUUUGAAAAGUGUAUAACCAAUAAAAAAAAGAUUAAUAAAAACACCAAAUAAAUCAUUUAAUCAUUAAAAUAUAGAUUGAAGAGAAAGAAAUAGGGAACGCUAUUUCAGAUUUAACAUAUUUUCUCGUCGAUAUGUAUUGCAAUUAUGAAUUUUACGUAAAAAAAAGAUAUAUAUAUAUAUAUAUAAAAUAAAUAAACAAAAAAGAUUUAUUUAUUAAAAAAAUAAAAUAAAUCUUUAAAGUGAUAUCUUUAAAGUGAACUACAUCUUUAAAGUGAACUUUUUUUUUGAAUUGUUAAUAUAAUAAUUAUUGUAGCGUAUGUGUACAUGAUUAUGUUGUAUUAUGAAUAAGAAUAUACUAUAUUAAAAUAGAAAAA